UUUUUGUAGUUUUCUAAUGAUUUUGACUAUAAAUUAAGGAUGCUUUUAUACACAGGGGAAUUAGAUGCUCGGCACGACAUUUAGUAUUUCAUCAAUUAGACACUGUAAUCAGUUAACUUGCUCUGAAAUCUUCUGAAGCAUAUUGCUUGCUUGACUGUUUAGUUUGUCUACAAACUCAAAAUGAUGAGCUACUAUAGAUAAAGCAAUUAAUAACGUAAUUCAAGGCACCACAAUUUCAGAUAAUAAUUAAUGUUCACAAAAGUAUUGGUGAUAGUAGGCAAAUCAUCAAGCAUAGUACCCAAUAUUUGAGAAUACGCAAUGUGCAGCGACGCCAUUUUGUGCAGCAAGGCAUGAUGGUAGUUGCAGUCCUUUUUUUGUGUCCAUUAAAAAGCCCUAAAAAGGCCGCAUUCAUUAUGUAUACCACAGGGGGGGAGAGGAAAUUUUGCUAGAAGGCACAAAAUUUUUGGAUCCCCCCCAAAUCUCAGCAGUAAUUUUCAUAUCCACCCUAAAUUUGUGCGAUAGACAUGAUAGACAUUUUACGUAUGGGCAAAAAAUUUAACAUACCCCCUUUUCCCUAAAUUUUCAGACCCCCCCCCCCCCCCCCCUGCCGUAUACAUGAUAAUGAAUGCAGACUAAGAUGUCUUUGCUUUUUCCAAAAAAGGUGUUGAUUUGUUGUUUCUACAAAGAAAGCGAAAAAAGAAUUUUAAGGAGAUAUUUUAGGGUUUAUAUAUAUAUGAUAUUUUUUUGAUAUCUUUAUUUCAUAUCAAUAUUACAUUUUACAAAUCUAUACAACUYCCAUCAUGCUUUGCUGCGCAAAUUGGCGUCGCUGCACAUUGCCUGAAAAUGUUAUCUUCAAUGAAACGAAAGSAACUGUACUACUAUCCUAUAUUUUGUGAUUUUGCAUAUCAUUGAAGUCRACCUUUCCUUGGUUAACAUUGCAGUAUUUGUACAGGAACAAGACUCACGCCUUUUUUUCGAAUCACGAGUAAAUGAGGCAUUUUCGGAAAUUUCAAUAAGUUCAACUGCACUUCAGAGUUUCACUGCUCACGGUUACAGUAACCCCAUUGAGACCCUCUUCCCUCUAGAUUCUCUCCAACUCGAUCCUACCCUAUAGUUGGGGAAGAUUAGAAAAAAUGGAAGAGAGUGCAAUGGAAUAUCUGUGAAAUUUGUUUUAAUACUAACAAAAUUCGACUUACUUUUGGAUAUGAAGUUUGGACAUCCAAAUUUACGACUUUACAUUGACCGGCACUUAUAGGCCUUUUGCAUGAAACAGUCACAUGGUACUAAUUCCACUGUGCUGGAUGGCAAAAUACACACUGCCACUGGGAUGUUCAAAACGAAGAAAAGUCAAGUUUGAAGGACUGCUUUCCUUUUUUGCUUGGGGGUGUUUCCAUUCUUUUGUUUUCCAGUAUGACAGAUUGAGUACCAUAUGAGCGUUGAAAAUGUAAAAUGGCUAUUAGCGUAUUAUCGUUAAAUUCAUGAAAAAGAAAAGAGAAAACACUCGCCCGAUAGAUAUCAAAGCUAAAGAUACGUUCUGUGAAAGUUUCACAUAAAAAUAUUUUAAGAUGACGUUAUAAGGGUUAGUGUCUUCUUUUGCUACUGGAUAUCCCACAAUUUCUUCAGAUUUCAAGAUGGCGGCCAUUAGUAUUAAUUAAGGUCUAUUUCUGGUAGAAAGUUUGGUUUAUUGUGCCGACGAAAUAUGGUAGAUUUCCACAUCUUAAUGCAUGCUUCAUACUUCCACGCAUGUUUUAUUCAUCGUAGUCUACAUUCCACGAAGACACAACUAAUAAAAAUAAGUCACAAACAGAAAUCAGAUCGAGUAUUUAAAAGCAUAUUCCUUGAAAAAAAAAAGAUUAAAAAAGCUAACCUUGAGGGGUAAACUCUGCAAGUUGUCGAACUUGACAAGUAUUCGCAUAUGGUGAAAAAUACGUGCUGAAAUUGAAUCAUUAUUGUGCACGACAGUUUGAAAUUAAAAAUUUAAGACCGUGUUCGUAGYUCUAUGCAGAAGCCCCAUAGAGUCAAAUAAGUGAACCAAUUAAAUAACUUUAUUGCCUUCGUUACUAGAGAGACAUGAGUCUCAAAAAUUCAAAAGGCAGUUUUAUACAACGUCAAGGAAAAUACAAUAGACGUAUAUACUUUAAAAGUGCCUGGAAGACGCGCGUCGAAGCUUCUUGAGCUGUUGGUCAAGUUUAGAAGCUUGCUAUAAGCUCAUUUUAGUUUAAAAUAUGGUAAGCUAUGCAAAUACAAUGCAGUUACUAUAUAGUGGUUUUAGCGGUGAAGUGAUUCGGUCAAAUUCAAAGUAAUUAAUCACAAGGCGUUGAUGUUAUUCUUCAAAGGCUUUCAGAAGUAUUAAUAAUCUUCACACUUUCGACUCAUUGACGUUACCUAAAGUCCUUUUUUUUUCUUGUUGAGACCGAAUUUUCGCUGUAGUUGUUUAAUCUAACUACACUUAGUGGAUUAAAAAGUCAUUCUUCACACGAGAUGACUAGCGACGAUGAGGACUUUUAUUUUCACGAUUAUUCCGUCCAACCMGUGGUUGCAAAGGAGGCUUUUAAACUCACUGAAGAGCAUAUCAAAGAGUUUACCAAAGCAUUUAAUGAUUUUGACAUGGACGGCGACGGUCAGUUGAGUACGGAGGAACUCGGAGUCAUCAUGCGAUCAAUUGGACACAACCCAUCACCUAAAGAACUACAAGACAUGAUUGCGUCUGGAGAUAAAGAUGGAAACGGUUUCAUUGAUCUGCCAGAGUUUCUUGAACUGAUGGCGAAGAAAUCAGAAGAAGACUCGAGCGAGCAAGAUCUGCGCGAAGCUUUCAGCCUCUUUGACAAAGACGGAAAUGGUGUAAUUAACGGCGAAGAGCUGAGAUUUGUUUUAGCUGGUAUGGGUUGCAUCAUAACGGACGAAUCAAUUGAAGAAAUGAUUAAAGAGGCAGAUAUAGACGGUGAUGGCUGUAUAAACUUCGAAGAGUUUACGAAAGCUUUUAAUGACUUUGAUGUAAAUGGCGACGGCCUGUUGAGUGCAGCUGAACUGGGAACCAUUAUGCGAUCUGUUGGACACAACCCAACACCUAAAGAACUUCAAGACAUGAUUGCGUCUGCAGAUUUAGAUGGAAAUGGCUUCAUCGAUCUACCAGAGUUCAUUAAAAUGAUGUCCAAAAAAAACGAAGAGGACUCGACCGAGCAGCAUUUACGCGACGCCUUUAGUUUAUUUGAUAAAGACGAGAACGGGUUAAUUAGCGGUGACGAGUUAAAGUUCGUUUUGGAUGGGAUGGGUUGUAACAUUACAGACGAUUCCAUUGAAGACAUGAUCAAAGAAGCUGAUAUAGAUGGUGACGGUUGCAUCAAUUUUGAAGAAUUCCUAAGACUGAUGAAUCGAAAUUGAACUUGACAAGUAUGGAAAGGAACGUUCCAUUGCAUGCUUUGACUGCUCUUCAGCAUUUAAUCUUCACUCAAUAUGCCUCAUAUAGACCCCUUGCAUGUGACGUCAAAGCAGCUUCAUCUGGAGGGCGAAACAAAAGAUUUUUAUCCUCUUGGGAACUAGAAUCUAUUGUUUUGUCCUCCAGUUGGAGCUGCAUUCCCAUGAACUGCAAGGGGUCUAUUCCCCGCGUUCAAAGCAAGCGACGGCUGCUUACAGUCUCACUUGCGAAGAGACCUUACCAAAAACAAAAGCACGAAAAAAUGUUGACAUUUUUUUUGAAAAAUGUUGACAUUUUUUUUGUUGAGAACAGCUCUAGAAAUUUGAAUCUUCUCUGAUUUGAUGCUAAUCCCGACCUUCUAGGGAUACAAGAUUAGCCUCAGAUAGGAGAAAAUUCAAUUUUGUAGGGUUGAUGUAAUGGCAACAUCUAUUUGUGCUUUCCUUUGUUUUUGGUAAGGUCUCUGCGCAUGAGACUCUUGUCAAUGAAAACAGCGGUCGGUCGCUUUGAAAGGGAAAAAUGAGUAUUAUAUAUAACUAAACAGGAUUUUUGCACCAACACGACGUCCGAUUUGAAUUAUCCGAUGUUUGAAUGCAUGUGUAAUCUGUAAAGUAAGCAACCAAUUACGUCUAAUCAACUAUGUGUAUUUCUCUGUUCACGGCAAAGAAAAGCUUAACACACGGAAAGCGUUAAUAAUGCCAUUCUUAGUUUAUCGUCAUCUCGAAGAGGUAUUAUAGAUUAAGUUUGCAAGUUAUGUCGCCUAGUGAAUGUUCUGCCAUGAAAAAAUGAACAAUGAAAAAGUCUGAGCGAUCGCUUAGUGCAAUGAGGCCAGGCGCGAAGCGUYCUUUACGCAUAAAUGCACGUGCGUACUAGUGACUGUCGCAAGGAAAUAUUAAACUUUCACAAAAAUUACUGAAAAAAUCACAUAAAAUUG
This is a messenger RNA of Exaiptasia diaphana, 4346 nucleotides long. Its product is annotated as calmodulin-like protein 12. The coding region runs from base 2482 to 3381 and encodes 299 amino acids. The transcript has 7 exons. Lineage: Eukaryota; Metazoa; Cnidaria; Anthozoa; Actiniaria; Aiptasiidae. The record is from RefSeq and is a predicted model, not a curated record. Gene Ontology annotation, molecular function: enzyme regulator activity; calcium ion binding.